Aegilops tauschii subsp. strangulata is the source of this 1734-nucleotide messenger RNA. RefSeq lists its product as uncharacterized. NCBI's taxonomy places the organism in Eukaryota, Viridiplantae, Streptophyta, Magnoliopsida, Poales, Poaceae. The record is from RefSeq and is a predicted model, not a curated record.
ACAAGUGUGUUGAAAAGGAAAAAUAACAGGGAAAGAAACCCUCGUUCCCCACUCGCCGCCGCAUCCCCGCGGAGCUCCACGCGCGGCAAUUCCUCGCCGCCGCCUCCGCCUCCGCCUCCGCCUCCGCCGGUGGGCUUCCUCACCACCGCCGAACUCUCCUAUCCCUCUUCGGGCUUACCAAGCCGCUUCUCAUCUCCUAAGCCGUCCUCGACAGUGCCUCCCCGCCCCCGUUCUGCCGCACCCAGCAAGCUCUCCUCUCAAUGGCACAAUCAAGUGGCAGUGAAUCCAGUGGUGGGGGAAAAGACAAUGAUGGCUCAACUCGUAUCCCCUUCACUCUUCAUAGAGUUUUUCGAGAUGAUGACACCAGUCUGUGUUCUCUCUAUUUGGAGAUGCCUUCUGGUAUGGAAGACAUCUCCAAAAGUUACGCUUAUCCAAAGGUUUUUCUUUUAGUGAAUGAUAAAGACAAAAGUCAAAAGGAUUGCCUAAAGAUGAUGCAUAAUCUCAUUCAUGAAAAUGUACUGGGAGUGAAGUUCUGGGAAGAGGUCGAAGGUGAACCAUACAUCCGGGUUUACGUCGAGCCAUACACUGCAUUUGUUUCAGAGCUUCUUAAGAAUGCUGAAUUUGCUGUGCAUCCAAUAAUACACUCGGUUCCAUCUCGGGAUUUUAGAAAAAUGGUGUGGGCAGCAAUAAAUGCCUUGGAUUACAUUAGAGAGAGUGGUAAUUACCAUGGCAACUUUUCAUGGAGAACUACGCUUUAUCAUGAGGCGAAUGGCAACAUUGUAGUCAAGUUAGCAUACUUUGAAAGGAAAAACUCCAAAACUCUGUUGCAAUGUCAAGCUGAAGAUUUCAUCUCUCUAGGAGCCUCUCUUGAGGCGGUAUCUCGACAUGUGAGGAAUAACUAUGCUAAAUUCCAGAAUCAAACUUGUUGCUUAAUAGAUGAUCUCGCAAGCAAGCUGAAGUCUGUUACCAAGUUUUCGGUUGGUACAGCGAAACAUGAUCUUGAAGAUCAUGAUUUUUUUUGGGAUGAGAAAAGGACGAAGAUGUUCUUUGCCUAUGAGGUACCCAAGAUUUUUAAGAAUGAAGCAGUUAAGAAUAGAUUUAGGGCGCUUCCAACUUGUCCAACGCUCCCAUGGAAAACAAAAUGGUCACCUGAUCCAUUAUCUGACCCAAUUCUCAUCGAAAUGGAGAAGUACCGUGCAAAACAUGGACUUGGACAGUACAAUGAAAAUAGUUUCGAAGACUUUUUAAGAUUUAUAAGCGGGAUGUACACACAUGAAAAUUUACUCAGGAAGCAGAUUGAAAACCUCGUCGUUGAUGCAGAAGUUCGCGUGAGGUUUCCUCGUCUAUCUUAUGAUUUAAAUACUAUCAUACGGGGUGCUGCGUAAGGUCUGAUGUUGGUGGCCUUGAGGAGUAUCACAGAGACCACAUGAGGAUGCCAAGCUUGUAGGAGUGCAUGUAGUUUAUGUUGGAGUCAUGAAGGAAACACUGAAUCAAGGCGCUGUCGGUGCAGCUGAAAUUUAAGCUGUUUGUAUCUGUAUUCUGUAGUAGAAUGUUCCAGCAUGGUAGUGAUGUUGCCUAGUUUAAUUCAGAUGCCUAGCAUGGCAGUGAUGUUGCCUAGUUUAAUUCAGAGGUGGAGCAUGAUAAAUCGAACUGUGAUGUUGCCUAGUUUAACUGUAAUCUUGGAUGCUGUGGAUCUGCUGUUUUAGUUGCUUGUAGAAGACACUUUGAAUAUUA